Molecule: messenger RNA, 681 nt
Organism: Bipolaris maydis ATCC 48331
Lineage: Eukaryota; Fungi; Ascomycota; Dothideomycetes; Pleosporales; Pleosporaceae
Product: concanavalin A-like lectin/glucanase domain-containing protein
Biological process (GO): proteolysis
Molecular function (GO): glutamic-type endopeptidase activity
Source: RefSeq, a predicted model, not a curated record
AUGAAAAUCACCACCCUUCUCAGCGCUACAUGCUGGUUAUCAUUCGUAUCCGCCGCCUUUGAUUACAAUAGAGGAGGGGCGGUACUCAAGGCUCCUGACGGUGAUUCGUUUCAAACGGUUACUGGUACCUUCGCCGUCCCAAACUUGUCCGGCUCGAACCGAUUAUCGAUAUGGGUUGGCAUUGGUGAUGGGUUGGAGCAGAACACCAUUCUCAGUGGUGGCAUCGUCUACAACAACACUUUGGAGAGUUUUGCUUCGUACUUUCCAGACCCAGCAACAGAUACGACUUCAGCUGUUCCAAUUGCGAAAGGCGAUUCGAUCACUAUCACGGUCAAUGUUACACUGACAGGUGGUACAGUGACAAUUGGGAACAAUGCGCAAAACAAGAGGACAACACAAACGGUCGCAGCACCAGCAGGCGUUGAUCCAACUUCAUUGACUGCCCUAGCAGCUAAUUGGUUUGUUCAAGCUUACCAAGUUAUUCCUGGUGAACUUGUAGCAACGCCAAACUUCGGCACAGUGUCUUUCACAGCCGUGAAGGCGACAACUAAGGGUGGAGUAGAUGUACCAGUCUCAGGAGCUGGCCGAUAUGAGAUCCAGGGAACUAGUGGACAGAUGUAUUCUCGAACGACAAUCUCUGACGCAGGUAUUUCGGUACAGAGACAAACCGUGGGGAAGUAG